This is a messenger RNA of Penicillium antarcticum, 3165 nucleotides long. Its product is annotated as glycine decarboxylase subunit P. Bases 1 to 3165 code for a protein of 1054 amino acids. Gene Ontology annotation, cellular component: mitochondrion; glycine cleavage complex. NCBI's taxonomy places the organism in Eukaryota, Fungi, Ascomycota, Eurotiomycetes, Eurotiales, Aspergillaceae. The record is from RefSeq and is a predicted model, not a curated record. Gene Ontology annotation, biological process: glycine decarboxylation via glycine cleavage system. The transcript has a single exon. Gene Ontology annotation, molecular function: glycine binding; pyridoxal phosphate binding; glycine dehydrogenase (decarboxylating) activity.
AUGGCGGCAUCCCUCUUUGCCCUUCGUGGCACCCGCCAGCUUGCGCUGCGAUCGCGUGUUCGCGUCCCCUCCAUUGCUAGAGCUUCAAUCUCGCCAUUGAACCUGCAGAGACGGGGCGUACACAGCUCGCAGCCUCGUGGAGUUUACAAUAGCACCCUCGCCGAUCACGGUGACCCCCACCCCCAAGAUAUCUUCCAGCCUCUCGAUACCUUCCCCCGCCGACACAUCGGUCCUUCUCCAGAUGCCGCCGGGCAGAUGCUAGCAGUGCUGGAUCCCCCAGUGGCAUCUUUGGACGAGUUUGUGAAGCAGGUCCUGCCUGAGGACAUUCUCUCCAAGAAGAACCUCGAGCUUUCCGAGCCCCAUGCCGAUAUCAACUUAUACCGCUCCAGCGUGCAGGGUGGUCUCGGCGAGACCGACAUGCUCAAGCUCUUGAAUAAGUACCGGGAGCAGAUUGAUGUCUCCGGAAAGACCUACAUUGGAACUGGCUACUACCCCACGAUCGUGCCUCCCGUCAUUCAGCGCAAUGUGCUCGAGAACCCCGCCUGGUACACCAGCUACACCCCCUACCAGCCCGAGAUCAGCCAGGGUCGUCUGGAGUCUUUGUUGAAUUUCCAGACUCUGACCGCUGAUCUGACCGGUCUGCCUUUCGCCAAUGCCUCCGUUCUGGACGAGGCCACCGCCGCCGCCGAGGCCAUGACCAUGUCCUUCGCCACUAUGCCCGCUUCUAAGCAGAAGAAGGCUGACAAGUCUUUCGUUGUCUCCCACCUUUGCCACCCCCAGACCAUUGCCGUGAUGCAGUCCCGCGCCGAGGGAUUCGGAAUCAACCUGGUUGUUGGUGACAUCCUGGCCAACGACUUCCAGCUCGUCAAAGACCAGAAGGACCACCUGAUUGGUGUCCUUGCCCAGUACCCCGAUACCGAGGGUGGUAUUUACGACUUCCAGUCCCUGGGUGACUCUAUCCACGGUCAGGGUGGUACCUUCAGUGUUGCCACUGACCUGCUUGCUUUGACUGUGCUCAAGGCCCCUGGUGAGUUCGGUGCCGAUAUCGCGUUCGGCAGUGCCCAGCGUCUUGGUGUACCCAUGGGCUUCGGUGGUCCCCACGCUGCUUUCUUCGCUUGUGCCGAUAAGUACAAGCGUAAGGUCCCCGGUCGUGUUGUUGGUGUGUCCAAGGACCGUCUCGGCAACCGCGCUCUGCGUCUGGCUCUUCAGACUCGUGAGCAGCACAUUCGUCGCGAGAAGGCUACUAGCAACAUUUGCACUGCUCAGGCUCUGCUCGCUAACAUGACUGCCAUGUAUGCUAUCUACCACGGCCCUGUCGGCCUCAAGUCUAUCGCCGAGCGUAUCAUGUCCAUGACCACUCUUCUUCGUGAGAAGCUUGUCGGACUUGGCUACAACGUUCCUCUCCGCACCAAUGGUGACUCUGGUGUUGUCUUUGACACUCUCGCCGUUGAGCUGCCCAGUGCUGCAGAGGCUGAUGCCAUCAUGGCUGAGGCCAAGGCCAGCAACGUGUUCCUCCGCCGUCUUGGUGGUAACAAGGUUGGUCUCUCUCUGGAUGAGACUGUUGGCCGUGAUGAGGUUAAGGAACUCUUGGCUGUCUUUGCCGCUCACAAGUCCGUUUCCCCCGUCGAGGUCGACGGCCACCUUGGUGUCACUCCCAUCCCUGCCAACCUUGAGCGCACCUCCGCCUACAUGACUCACCCGGUUUUCAACACCCACCACUCCGAGACUGAGAUGCUCCGAUACAUCCAUCACCUCGAGUCGAAGGAUUUGUCUCUGGCCCACUCUAUGAUUCCUCUCGGAUCUUGCACCAUGAAGCUGAACGCUACCUCGGAAAUGCUUCCCAUCUCUUGGCCCGAGUUCUCCCAAAUCCAUCCCUUCAUGCCUGCUGACAAGGCCAAGGGCUACACCAACAUGAUUGAUGAUCUCGAGCAGCAGCUCUCCGAUAUCACCGGCAUGGCUGAGGUUACUGUUCAGCCCAACUCCGGUGCCCAGGGUGAGUUCGCUGGUCUCCGUGUUAUAAAGAAGUACUUUGAGGGCAAGGGUGAUGCCAAGCGCAACUUGUGCUUAAUUCCUGUCUCUGCCCACGGUACCAACCCUGCCAGUGCCGCCAUGGCCGGUAUGCGCGUUGUCACCGUCAAGUGUGACACCAAGACCGGUAAUCUCGACCUCGAGGACCUCAAGGCCAAGUGUGAGAAACACAAGGACGAGCUUGCCGCAUUCAUGAUCACCUACCCCAGCACCUUUGGUGUCUUCGAGCCCGGUGCCAAGGAGGCCUGCCGUCUGGUUCACCAGCACGGUGGUCAGGUCUACAUGGACGGUGCCAACAUGAACGCCCAGAUUGGCCUCUGCUCCCCUGGUGAGAUCGGCGCCGACGUGUGCCACCUCAACCUGCACAAGACCUUCUGUAUCCCCCACGGGGGCGGUGGCCCCGGUGUCGGCCCCAUUGGUGUUGCCGAGCACCUGCGUCCUUACCUGCCCUCUCACCCUACUAGUGAGUAUCUGCAGUCCAAACGUGGUGACUCCUCUUCUCCACCAAUUAGUGCCGCUCCCUGGGGUAGCGCCAGUAUCCUUCCCAUCACCUUCAAUUAUAUCAACAUGAUGGGCGACCGCGGCCUGACCCACGCCACCAAGAUCACCCUGCUGAACGCCAACUACAUCCUCUCCCGCCUUAAGCCCCACUACCCAAUCCUGUACACCAACGACCACGGCCGCUGCGCCCACGAGUUCAUCCUCGACGUGCGCGGCUUCAAGGAAACUUGCGGUAUCGAAGCCAUCGACAUCGCCAAGCGCCUCCAGGACUACGGCUUCCAUGCCCCGACUAUGUCCUGGCCCGUCUCCAACACCCUGAUGAUCGAGCCCACCGAGUCCGAGAGCAAGGCCGAGCUGGACCGCUUCUGCGACGCCCUGAUCUCCAUCCGCAAGGAAAUCGCCCAGGUCGAGGCAGGCGAGCAGCCCCGCGAGGGUAACGUCCUCAAGCUGUCCCCUCACACCCAGCGUGACCUCCUUACCACCGCCUGGGAGCGUCCCUACACUCGUGAGAAGGCCGCUUACCCCGUGCCCUACCUGCUCGAGAAGAAGUUCUGGCCCACCGUCACUCGUGUCGAUGACGCUUUCGGUGACCAGAACUUGUUCUGCACUUGCGGUCCUGUCGAGGACAGCGAAUAG